Messenger RNA from Gigantopelta aegis, 3215 nucleotides. RefSeq names its product tRNA wybutosine-synthesizing protein 2 homolog. The record is from RefSeq and is a predicted model, not a curated record. Gene Ontology annotation, molecular function: tRNA methyltransferase activity. Gene Ontology annotation, cellular component: cytoplasm. Lineage: Eukaryota; Metazoa; Mollusca; Gastropoda; Neomphalida; Peltospiridae. Gene Ontology annotation, biological process: tRNA methylation. The coding region runs from base 456 to 2147 and encodes 563 amino acids. The transcript is spliced from 6 exons.
UCCAGUUAUAUUCGGAUAUCGAAAUGGCACUUGUGGAUGUUAAUGUUACAACCUUCUGAACAGAUGUGUGUCAUAAAUUCACAAUGUGUGAUCUGAUUAACUUUGCUCUUGUGGCGAAUGCAAAUGAAGCUCAGCAUCUCAGGUAUCGUCCGGGCGAGACGUAUCCCAGUGGUAAAGCGUUCGCUUGAUGCGCAGUCGGUUUGGGAUCGAUCCCCGUCAGUAGGCCCAUUGGGCUAUUUCUCGUUCCAGCCAGUGCAUCACGACUGGUACAUCAAAGGCCGUGACAGUUAUUAGAGAAGACUGGAAACUUGGAUGAAACACGAAGGCUUAAGAGUCUUGGAAAUGGUAGAGUAGCCAUUCCUCUGAAAUGCAAGAAUGUCAAGUGGCAACAGCUGGGCCUCCAAGAUCUGUCAUGUAAUGUCGUCUCCAUUGAUUUGCCUGCAUCGAAGAAAUCAAUGCUCAGGAGUCCAGCUCAAACAUUGGCACAGAAUGUCCUCCGUUUUGCACAGGAACAUGGAAUACAACUGACCUCUGACCUCAAAUGUAGCAUUCCAACUCAUUGGGAAAAACAUGGUGAUUUAAUAUUACUGCCAGAAACAGCAUUCAGUCAUCCAGACUGGCAAAAACAAGAUGUCUGCUUUUGGCAGUGUGUGGCCAAAAGUCUAGACUGCAGCCGUCUUGCUAAAAAAUUCACCGUGUCCAAGGAUGGGUUUCGAACACCCCAAGUUAAUCUCCUGCUGGGCUCCGAUGGCUGGUUAGAACAAGUUGACAAUGGUAUUAGGUAUUGCUACGAUGUCACCAAAUGUAUGUUCAGUGCUGGCAAUAUAUCCGAGAAGCUUAGAGUAGCCAGUUUUAACUGCAGUGGAGAAACUGUUGUAGAUUUGUAUGCAGGUAUUGGCUAUUUCACUCUUCCAUACCUGGUCCAUGCUGGUGCAUGUGUGCUUCAUGCUUGUGAGUGGAAUCCAGAUGCUGUAGAAGCACUAGAGAAGAAUUUGAUCUUGAAUGGAGUCCGUGAUAGAUGUGUCAUCCAUUUUGGAGACAACAGACAGGUUUGUCCCCGAGGACUCGCUGACAGAGUGAACCUUGGACUGAUUCCCAGCUCAGAAGCAGGAUGGUGUAUAGCUUGUGCUGCCCUUAAACCUUCUGGAGGCAUUCUUCACAUCCAUGCAAACAUCAACUCAAAACCAGGAGAAGAAAACAGCAACAAUGUGAUUCCUUCACAGCUGAAUCACGACAGAUUGAGAAAACCACGCACUCUGUUGCCAGAUGAUGCAUCACAUGGGGACAGUGAUAUGACAAACUGUGUUAACUUGCCUUUUGACAAACUACAACUUUCACCAAUAUCUCCUGAUGUUAUUGAAAAUGCACAUACUCCCAGGCCUGAUAUUCCUUCACAUGAUGGUAAUAGCACAACCUCCUGUUUUUAUCAGCCUAGUACUGUUGCUGCAAACGGAACGGAAAUGUCUAACAAGAAGGAAUCGAGACCAUCACCUAGUUCAGAUAGCUAUGAUAAUACAGAAUAUUGCGGAAUGGUACAACAUUCAGUUGAUGGUCAAGAAACAAAGGUAGCAUUUACCAUGGGAAUGACAAAGGAGAGUCCAUUUAGACCAUGUUGUAGUCUUGGUAGCUCUGAUAGUACAAAGGUGUCCAGUAUCAUACAGCCUGUAGAAGGUGGUGACCAAAUGAAUGUCAAUGAGACAGGGAAAUCCAGUUGUUUUUCUCAAGCUGUCAUUGCAAAUAAUAUUGCUACAAAUCUCAGUGUUUCAGAAAUAUCAGGAGACCCAUUUCAAGAUGGCAUCCAAGAAAUCCUUUUACCUUGUCCAGUACAUCCAUCAGACCCUGUUCUAGCUCAGCAUCCUGACAUUGUAGCAGCAGAUGGGUCAUCAGAAAAAGCCAGUAGAGCAAAACAGCUACAUUGUUGUGAAGAGACUUUCAAUGGCAAGCCAUCAUGUGAUCACAAGUCUGCAUUUAGUCCUAGGGGAUCGUGGAUGCAAUGGGCUAGAGAAGUAUCUGAUACAAUUCGUUUGUGGCUUGUUAAGACUCACAAAAAAGACUGGACAACGAGGAUACUUCACAUUGAACACGUUAAGUCAUACGCUCCACAUGUGGACCAUAUAGUAUUAGAUUUAGAUUGUAGGCCAAGAUGAUCAAUUCUGAUUAUACAUUGUUUCAUUACUUUAUGAUGAGACAUUUUUACUACAGCACAGUUGUAUUUGUAGAUGUCCACUGGUUAACAACAACAUUCUGAUUACUCCACAGACUCCUAUAAACCAGGGCCAUGUUACCUCCUGCUUUGUUAUUUCUGAAAAUGAUUUUAAGAGUAUCUACAGACACCUCCCCAUAAUUUAACAAAAAAAAACACCUAUUAGGGGUGCAUGAAAUCCAUUCUCUUUCCUCCAUAAGCAAUUCACUACCAAUAUUAAAGUAAAAUAUAGCCUCACCGUAUAACGUUCUUUACUAAUACAAAUUUAAAAAUAUUUAUAAUUGUUUAUUUGUUAUCAUCAGCCUUCAAACAAUAAACAGAGUAGCAGGACAUAGCCCAAUGAUAAAGUGCUCGUCAAGUACGUGGUCAGUCUAGGAUCGAUCCCUGUCUGUGGGCCCAUUGGGCUAUUUCUUGAUACAGCCAGUGCUCCACAACUGGGGUAACAGAGGCAGUGAUAUAUACUAUCCUGCCUGUGGGGUCCUACAUAUAACAUAUCCAUUGCUACUUACCGGAAAGAGUAGCCCACUGUCUGGUGGCAGGGAAUUUCCUCUCAUUAUCUGUGGGAUCCUUGAUCAUACAUGUAUGUUAGACAGCAUAUCUCUGUAAUUGAAAUGUGUUGAGCAUAACACACUACUUCCUUCAUACAGUAUACAUGUCCUCCUCAUUUAUAUGUGUAACAAUCUUCAACUUUUGUUGAAAUUCUUAAUUUUAUUCCAGAUUUUAAAUUGACUCAUUUACUUACAUUUUUUGCACAGCUAUUUACACUUGUUUCAGUUUAACUGUUGAAUUUUUAUAUUAAUGUUGAUCAACACUUCAUUUUCGCAUUGACUUUAGUUUGACAUCCAGUAGACAAUCUAUUUUUCAUCCUGGGAUGUCUUUAAGCAUUCAUUCAUUCAUUCAUGCAUUCUGUAACACAAACCAGUACAAUAGGAGAUGACUCUCGCUUUUUAAAAUGCAGAAUUAAACUCUUUAUGACAUAGAUAGUGAGUCUAUUAAAGAAUGUUGUUCAACA